AUGAUUUUUGAUGCAGGCUUGGCAGGUUCUAAGCCUAAAGAUACACCAAUGAAGCAGAACUUGAAGCUGACAAGCACUGAGUUUGAUACUUGCACAGACACAAGUAAGGGAGAUGAAUUACUGGAAGACAAGGGGAGUUAUCAACUGCUCAUAGGAAAGCUUUUGUAUCUAACAAUAACAAGGCCAGAUAUCUCAUAUACAGUGCAGUCACUAAGCCAGUUUAUGCAUGCACCUAAGAAAUCUCACUAUGAAGCAGCACUUUAUGUAGUAAGGUACAUCAAGAAGCAACUAAGGUUGGGGCUGUUGAUGUCAAGUGACAGCAAUGAAGAAAUAGAAGCAUUUUGUGAUUCAGAUUGGGCAUCAUGUCCUAUGUCAAGAAAAUCUGUUACUGGAUACUGUGUUAAACUUGGGAUUUCAACCAUAUCCCGGAAAGCUAAGAAGCAACAUAUUGUAUCUAGAAGCUCAGCUGAAACCGAGUAUAGAAGCAUGGCACACACAAUAGCUGAACUUGUGUGGUUGAAAUGUCUAUUGGAAGAGCUGAGUGUGAAUCUAAAGCUGCCCAUGAAGUUGUUCUAUGAUAAUAAAGCAGUAUUGCAAAUUGCUGCAAAUCCUAUGUAUCAUGAAAGAAUAAAACACAUAGAAAUAGACUGUCAUUCCAUCCGAGAGAAGAUUCAAAAAGGGCUAAUCAAGUCUUCCUACAUUCCCAGUCAGGAACAACCAGCUGAUGUGCUGACCAAAGCACUAGGACAUCAACAACAUGCUGCAUUAAUCUCCAAGAUGGAAAUGAAAGACAUUUUUUCAUUCUCAACUUGA
Messenger RNA from Nicotiana tabacum (common tobacco), 813 nucleotides. Lineage: Eukaryota; Viridiplantae; Streptophyta; Magnoliopsida; Solanales; Solanaceae. The record is from RefSeq and is a predicted model, not a curated record.